UGUUCACCCUCCCUCUCCUGUCCUGUCCCAGUGCAAGGAGGCCAGGAUGAGGAGCCGGAAGAGGCAUUUACGUUGGCGCUAGAUGCUGGGACGACCCAGAAGACAUGACCUACCGAGGCACUGAGCGGGACUUCCAGACUUCAGCCAGGAGGAUGGGAACCUCGUUGCUCUUCCAGCUCUCCGUCCAUGAGAGAGAGCUAGACCUCGUCUUCUUGGACCAUAGCUAUGCCAAGCCAUGGAGUGCCCACCCUGACGCCAGCAGUGCCCGGCCUGCACGGAUGCUUUUCGUCACCCCCAGGAGGCACCAAGACAGCAGCAUUGAGGCCGAUAUCCCCCUCGAUGUGGAAACUGUCGCCCCCAUGCCUGUCCCACUCUACGACAACCAGAAAGCACGCAGUGUGAUGAACGAGUGUGAGCGCCACGUGAUCUUUGCCCGCACGGAUGCCGAUGCCCCUCCUCCCCCAGAUGACUGGGAGGAGCACAUGAGCAGGUCGGGUUGGACAAUGGCUCAGAACAAGCUAUUUAAUAAGAUCCUUAAAGCCUUGCAGUCUGACCGACUGGCCCGUUUGGCUAACGAAGGGGCUUGCAAUGAGCCAGUGCUGAGGAGGAUAGCAGUGGACAAAUGCGCCCGGCGGGUCCGCCAAGCUCUGGCCAGCGUGAACUGGGACACCAAGCUGAUCCAGUGGCUUCACACCACACUGGUGGAGACGCUCAGUUUACCUAUGUUGGCUGCUUACCUGGAUGCUCUGCAGACACUAAAGGGAAAGAUCCCCACCCUGAUUGACAGGAUGCUGCUCUCGUCCACCACAAAGACAGGGGCAGCAGGGGCCGAGGCGCUCUCCCUCCUCUUGAAGAGACCGUGGGACCCAGCUGUGGGUGUCUUGUCACAUAAUAAACCCGGCAAGUUGCCUGGUUCUCCGCUCAUCCUGAUUGCAUCCUCUGGACCCUCCAGUUCUAUGUUCCCCACCUCGCGCCGUCACCGGUUCUGGCAGUCACAGCUCUCCUGCCUGGGAAAGGUGAUCCCUGUUGCCACCCACCUGCUGAAUAAUGGCUCCGGGGUGGGAGUGUUGCAGUGUCUUGAACACAUGAUUGGUGCAGUCAGAGGCAAAGUGCUGGAGAUCCACAAUCAUUUCUCCCACAAGCCCAUCAUCCUGAUUGGGUGGAACACAGGAUCCUUGGUGGCCUGUCACGUCUCAGUGAUGGAGUACGUCACCGCAGUAGUGUGCCUUGGAUUCCCUCUGCUCACAGUGGACGGUCCCAGAGGGGAUGUGGAUGACCCGCUGCUGGACAUGAAGACCCCAGUUCUCUUUGUCGUUGGUCAGAAUUCUUUGCAGUGCAACACUGAAGCUAUGGAAGAUUUUCGAGAAAAAAUCCGAGCUGAUAACAGCCUGGUGGUAGUGGGAGGAGCGGAUGACAAUCUGAGGAUAAGCAAAGCCAAAAAGAAGGCAGAAGGCCUGACCCAGAGCAUGGUGGACAGAUGCAUCCAGGAUGAAAUAGCUGACUUCCUGACCGGAGUCCUCACUCGCACGGACAGCCAUUCAGGCUCUGACCCUAGAGACCUUGAUGCUGAGAAAAAGAAGAAGCCACGUGACUUGACCAGGAGGGACCUGUCAUUCGACUUGCCGGAAAGAACCAGCAGCCCCACCUCCCCUGCAGCUAAGGUGCCAGCCUCGCCUUCUGGCUCAGAGGACCUGUCCAGUGUCUCCAGUAGCCCCACUUCAAGUCCCAAAACCAAAGUGGCUGCUGUGCCAUGUGUUCAGAAGUGCAGCCAGGCGGGUGCCCCCCAGCUGCUGAAGAGACACGUGCAGAGAACAGACGGGGUCCUGGCACACAAGCAGGCACAAGUUGUAGAAUGUCAGCCCGGUGGAUGUGGGCACAUCGUUGGAGGGCAUUUGACGGGCUGCCAAUUUGUGUCAGCAGAUUCGCUAGGGAGUAAAGUAUGGCCAGCUCAGUUUGCUGCUUUUCUGAAACAAAACAUGCUGGCGAGGAAAGUUCUUCCUCCUGGCACCGCUUCAUGUCUCUUUGUUCCAGUCUCCUCUGAGCAGCCAGAAGGGCCUGAGAGAGAAGACAUGAGAAUGCAGCUGAAGCGACAUCAGCCCCCAAGCCCGACACACUGCAGCAAAUCCUCCAAGCGAGCUAAAAUCAAGGUGACCAUUGUCUCCCAUGGAGAAGCUGCAGGCACGGGGAACGGAGCAUCUCUCCUUGCACCGCCAGAAAUUGUGGCAGGAAAGCCCCCGAGCGUGACCGUAGGCCAGUCUGGCUCAGGCAUAAAGGAGCUCACGGGAUUACUUACCACCCCCAAGCUGAAUGCUGCAGUGGAAACCCCCUCGGCCAUGGUCCCUAGCAGCACAGCUCCCAGCCCCUUCCAUUCCUUGCAGAGCAGGCUGGUGGCCAGCAGUGCCCACUGCAGGCAGGCCCAGCCUAGCAGCGCGCUCCAAGGAGCAGCAUCCGCAAGCAGCCUCCUGCAGGGACUGAGCUUCAGCCUGCAGGACAUCGGCACCAAGGCCUCAGCCCUUCCAGCCAGCGUAGCAUCCGCGGGGCCGUCCAUACAGACCUCGGCGGGGAAGACACCGGCGCCUGUCCAGAGUCUCAGUGCCAUAACCACGGGCACUGGGACAAUUGUCCGCACCAUUCCAGUGGGCACGUCCUUGUCGUCUCUCAGCGCCUCGGGGAGUGGGAAGCCUACGGCAAUUCACCAGUUGUUGACCAACGGCGGGCUGGCCAAGCUGGCCAGCAGCCUUCCUGGCUUGGCUCAGAUCUCCAACCCAGCAGCAGGCUUGAAGGCUCCGACCACUAUUACAGUGACCCUGAGAGGGCAGCCUAACCGGGUCACUCCCCUGAGCCAAGCAGCCGUGGGGACGCUCCAGCCCCAGCUGGAGGAGCAGCAGCUGCAGACGCAGGCACCUCAGGCUCCAGACGGCGCAUUUGGGUACUUGAGCGCCCCGGCGCCCCCUGCCGCCUCUCCUGGCAAGCUGCUGUCUCAGCUGGAACUCAGCACAGCACAGGCGGGCACAGAGAUGGCUCCUGCUGCCCCCACCUCCCACCUGACCGCUGCAGCAACGCCGCCUGUAGGUGAGGCGCAUGGCAGUCCCGGGGCUCACGCCGCCAGGCCGUGGGUCUAUGCCGAGUGACCACCAGCAGCCCCAUGAAAAUGCUGUACGUCAUGUCUGACGCCAGGCUGUCUGCGCUCACCAAGUCUGUGAUGGCUGAGGCUGCCUGCGCCCCCCUGAAACCUGCGGGAAUCCAGGCUCCC
This is a messenger RNA of Pelodiscus sinensis (Chinese soft-shelled turtle), 3253 nucleotides long. The record is from RefSeq and is a predicted model, not a curated record. NCBI's taxonomy places the organism in Eukaryota, Metazoa, Chordata, Testudines, Trionychidae.